ACCGCGCGCCCAGCGGGCUCUUCUUCGCGCAGGCGCAGUGCGAGCUCGGCUCUGUGAGGCGGAGGCGGCGCUGAACAUGGCGCUGAACAGGAACCACUCGGAGGGCGGCGGCGUCAUCGUUAACAACAGCGAGAGCGUUCUGAUGACCUAUGAUCAUGUAGAAAUGACCUUCAGUGAUGCUGAACCGAUGCCUGAGGCGUUCAAAGGGACCAAGAAAGGGAGUGUUUUCUUGACUCCCUACCGAGUUAUCUUUAUAUCGAAGGGAAAGGAUGCUCUGCAGUCUUUUGGGAUGGCCUUUUAUUUGUUGAAAGAUUGUGAGAUUAAGCAGCCUGUCUUUGGAGCAAACUAUAUCAAGGGUACAGUGAAAGCAGAGGCAGGAGGCGGCUGGGAAGGAUCUGCCACCUUCAAGAUGACCUUUACAGCUGGGGGUGCUAUAGAGUUUGGGCAGCGUAUGCUACAGGUGGCAUCCCAAGCCUCCAGAGGUGAAGUCCCCAGCGGAGCUUAUGGCUACUCCUAUAUGCCGAAUGGAUCCUAUGCUUUUGCACCACCUGUGGCCAAUGGGGGCUAUCCGUACCCACCGCCUCCUCCUGAGUUUUACCCUGGUCCCCCUGUGGGGGGUGCAGACAUGGGUUACAUGCAUCUGCCUCCCCCGCCGUACCCUGGGCCCUUGGAGCCACCCUCUGGUGGUCCAGAUCUGCCUUCUACUCCUGCAGCUGAAGCAAAAGCUGCUGAAGCUGCUGCCAGUGCUUACUACAACCCAGUAAACCCACACAACGUCUACAUGCCCACGGACCAGCCACCCCCUCCUCCGUACUUCCCACCAGAGGACAAGAAAAACCAAUAAGCUACCAGAGAACUUCUCCACAACUCAUUGCUUUCUUACUUCCCACUUUGGCUGAAUCCCGGGGCAUGGUCCUUAGCACUGAGGAGUAGAGCCUUACCUCAAGGCACGUAGCUUUCCUGGACUGUAGUGGUAGAUAUGAGCAGAGCAAGGGGAGAGAUGUCAGCAGCCUGGCUCACCUCAAAGAGCUCUGAAGGUUUGCAGCCCUACCACGGUUUUCCUUUCUCCCUGUGCACACCAACACUAGAACUGGAGAUUCUCUUUCUGAUAGUUUCCUUUAUGUCUGUUUCUUCUGAUACUUCAGUCAUACCUCUUUAGAGUAAUGAUAAUUAACAAGCUCAUAACAUGGGAACAAGGCGCUUGGGGAGUCAUGUCUUUACAUUGGGGUUCUCUGGACACAGAGGUGUCUCUUUGUAGCCCUCUAAACCUGUAGUAUCACACCCAACUUUUCCCUCUGCUACUGAAUAAAGGGCUUCAGUGGGAACCUUUGGAAUCUCAGAGGAAAUGGAUGUCUAUCGCAUUAUGUAGAUGUCUGAUAAACUCCCUUAAAACAAGUUCCUCUGCUGUGCACUCUGAUGAUGCUGACAAGCUUCCUUUCUCUGAACAAAGCUGCCCUUUGCGGGGCUGAUCAGCAGCAUCUGACUGGUCACAGAUCACGUGGGAACACUCAUCCUCACUUAUCUCUUUUUUCCAUUCCAAUACGUGGGCUUGAGAUCACGAAGCCCUGAACGUUGCCCUUAUAGUCAUUGAUGCACUUCUUUUUCCCUCCCCUCCCUGUAACACAAGUUACACUUUGGCCAGUGAAACAUCUUCCUGCUGUGAUUUAACUGGUGAAUUAAUAGCUCGUGGGAAGAAAAUAGUCGCUUCUGCUCUGGAAACACUUGAGAGAAUGUAUGAAAAGGUGAAGUAAGUCAUUAGGUGUAACUGAGCUGUGUCGCUGGAUGCUGUUAGUGCUCCUGGAUCAGCUGGGAGUUGACUUUGAACCGAUCUUAUUGACUUCUGACAGUGUUUGUGGGGGUGAGGAUCCAUCCCAGCAAGUGUGGAGAAGGAUCAUGUGUUAGGGAAAGGCUGAGCCCUGCUGCAUGGAGCCUGCUUGGACAUGAACAGGGACCACCUCUUGUUUUAAUGUGUCUGACUUUAGGUGAUGAAUCAAACGGCUGCUCUCUGUGCACUGACUUUUCUAGAAUUGCUAUUGCGGUGAUGUAAAGAAAUGGGUAUUUUAAAUAUGCAUCUAUAUCUCUAUAUAUAUACUUCUAUAUUUAUUUUGAAACUGAUUAAUAUAUGGAUGUGGAAUGACUUCCAAAUGCACUUUUGUUUUGCCAAGACUGUGAAGUAAAGCGAAAUCAGCUCGAAUCUUAA
This is a messenger RNA of Coturnix japonica (Japanese quail), 2200 nucleotides long. It is a transcript of the gene WBP2, whose product is annotated as WW domain binding protein 2. Gene Ontology annotation, cellular component: nucleus. The record is from RefSeq and is a predicted model, not a curated record. Gene Ontology annotation, biological process: positive regulation of DNA-templated transcription. Gene Ontology annotation, molecular function: transcription coactivator activity; chromatin DNA binding. Lineage: Eukaryota; Metazoa; Chordata; Aves; Galliformes; Phasianidae.